CCUCAUAUCAGCGGGGGGGGAGAGUUGGAGCGACGAGCCCAGUGCGCCAGGUUCUGAUGCGCUGUCCGCGUGAGAAGACGCGCUCUCGCCCUCCACGCGCGUGAGGAAAGCAAGGAGCCGCACUAAACCCGCGCGCGCAGCCCCGCCGUCCUGCCCCGCUCACCUGAAGCGGCGCACACGGACGCAGGUAGGGCGCACGAGCAGAGGCGGAAGACGAGCAGGGCCGACGCGUCCCGAGCCUUUCACCUUCUCGUGCCGCCGCCAGGUGUUUCUGAGCCACAUGCCGUUUUGGAAUGACAUCGGAGCGAACAUGUCGGAGCAGGGCAAGAAGCUGCUUCUGAUCGGGGCGGAUAUUCUCUGUGUGUUCGUAGCCGCCCUGCCGUCGGCCAUCCUGACGCUGAUGUUCAGCCCCUACCAGCGGGGAAUCGACUGCGACGACAAGAGCAUCAGCUACCCGUACAGGAAGGACACCAUCUCCCACGGCACCAUGGCUGCAGUCACCAUCAUCUGCUCCAUUGUCAUUAUCACCACGGGGGAGGCCUACCUGGUGCACACCAAGCGGCUCCACUCCAACUCCCAGUUCAACCAGUACCUGUCGGCCCUCUACAAGGUGGUGGGCACCUUCAUGUUCGGCGGCGCCGUCAGUCAGUCGCUCACCGACUUGGCCAAGUUCACCAUAGGGCGCCCUCGUCCCAACUUCCUAUCGGUGUGCGCGCCGGUCAGUUGCCACGGUUACCUGCUGCAGAUCAACUGCACCGGUAGCCCUCGCAACGUGACCGAGUCCAGGUUAUCGUUCUACUCCGGCCACUCGUCCUUCGGGAUGUACUGCAUGCUCUUCCUGUCGCUGUACGUCCAGGCCAGGAUGCAGGGGAAGUGGACGCGGCUGGUGCGACCGACCAUCCAGUUCUUCCUGGUGUCUUUCUCCCUGUACGUGGCCUACACGCGGGUCUCUGACUUCAAACACCACUGGAGCGACGUGCUGGUGGGACUGCUGCAGGGAGCGCUCAUAGCCGUGCUCAUCGUCAAAUACGUGUCGGAUUUCUUUAAGCAGCGACCUUCACCCUGCACGCAACCGGACACGCCGGAGACGGAGCAUCUGGAGCGCAAACCCAGCCCACAGCCGCCGGAGUCGCAGCACGGGAACCACUACAACUACACUGGGACUGUAUGAAUGAAUGUCUGAGAGCAGGUCCAUCGCCACAAGGAUGAGACUUAUGAAAAAACAAAACAAAAAUGUGCGCUGUAAACACUCGAUUGAAAAACCAGACCAGACCUGCUCAACAUGGAGAUGACUUGCUAUAAAAAAACCUGUUGGCGUGUGUGUGUAUGUGUGUGUGUGUGUGUAUGUGUGUAUGUGUGUGGGCGUGUGUGUGUUGCAAAAGUAUCUGCAUGAGUAAGAGUGAUUUGAUUUUUUUGUUUUUUUUUUAUAUAACACUGUGCAAUUUUUAUGUACAUUUUACCAUAUUUCCUGCAGAUUUUAUCCUGAAUGUUGAAUCAUAAAGUUAUACUUUAGCGCUCUGUGAGGUUUUGAACGGCAACCAAAGACUUUUUGGACAAAAACGUGGAGACUGAAUGUGCUUUUUUUUUUUUCUUACUUUGUUGCAGUCAAAUGUCGUUGUACCAACACUGGAGCUCGAUCACGCCUGGUGUCCCUGACACUUACAGUAUCAUUUCUCUCUGCAGAUUUCUUUUUUACAAGGUGUGUACCUGAAACAGACUGUUUUAACUCUCAUAUACAUAAAUGAUGUAUAGUCCUAACAUUUUAUUUCAUUUAUAAAUUUAUAACAGCAUCUAAUAAACUGUAGCUUUUAAGAAUGUA
Messenger RNA from Betta splendens (Siamese fighting fish), 1819 nucleotides. RefSeq names its product phospholipid phosphatase 2a (gene plpp2a). Gene Ontology annotation, biological process: phospholipid dephosphorylation; phospholipid metabolic process; signal transduction. The transcript is spliced from 6 exons. Gene Ontology annotation, molecular function: phosphatidate phosphatase activity. The record is from RefSeq and is a predicted model, not a curated record. The coding region runs from base 281 to 1171 and encodes 296 amino acids. NCBI's taxonomy places the organism in Eukaryota, Metazoa, Chordata, Actinopteri, Anabantiformes, Osphronemidae.